AUGCGUUCAAGAAGCAACAGCCUGGAAAGCUCACCCAAGAAUAAAAGGUUGCAUCAAAGAGCAUGGUCACGUCAUCAAAAUUCUGAGAAGGAUGACAUAUACUCAGGAGCAAUUAAGAUAAACAAUCAAAGGGAAAGGGACUACAUGGAAGAGACAGGCACUGUUUUGAGAAACCAUAAAACCAGGACAUCAUCCAAAAAGCAUGAAGAUCUUUCUCGAGAUGACCUGUUGUUUCUGCUCAGUGUACUUGAAGGUGAAUUAGAGGCUCGAGAUGAAGUCAUAACUGUACUAAAAGCAGAAAAAAUUGACUUAGCACUUCUGGAAGCUCAGUAUGGGUUUGUUAUGCCAACAAAGGUACUACAAGCUCUCCAAAGAGACACCAUUCAAGCAAAAACCGAAUCACUGCAGGAGGACAUCUAUGAAAAACCAAUGGUUGAGCUUGACAGACUAGUUGAAAAACAAAAAGAGACUCACAGGCGGAUGUUAGAGCAACUUCUCCUGGUAGAAAGAUCUCACAAACAGACAGUAGAUGAUUUGGAAGAUGAGAAAAAAAAGCACGUAGAGUACAUGGAAAAGAGUGAUGAAUUCACCAAUCUCCUAGAACAAGAACGUGAACGAUCAUAUGAUCCAGUUGGAUCCAAACUGCAUAGGAUUGUGGGGUCAAAGCAGCAGAAAAACAAGACAGUUUACUUCAAUAGUUACUAUUAUCAGAACAGCCAGAAACUACUUCACUGCUGA
Pristis pectinata (smalltooth sawfish) is the source of this 738-nucleotide messenger RNA. RefSeq names its product filamin A-interacting protein 1-like. Bases 1 to 738 code for a protein of 245 amino acids. NCBI's taxonomy places the organism in Eukaryota, Metazoa, Chordata, Chondrichthyes, Rhinopristiformes, Pristidae. The record is from RefSeq and is a predicted model, not a curated record. The transcript has 4 exons.